Molecule: messenger RNA, 3032 nt
Organism: Zalophus californianus (California sea lion)
Lineage: Eukaryota; Metazoa; Chordata; Mammalia; Carnivora; Otariidae
Product: zinc finger protein with KRAB and SCAN domains 4-like
Exons: 5
Coding region: 1102-2277 (391 amino acids)
Biological process (GO): regulation of transcription by RNA polymerase II
Cellular component (GO): nucleus
Molecular function (GO): DNA-binding transcription factor activity, RNA polymerase II-specific; RNA polymerase II cis-regulatory region sequence-specific DNA binding
Source: RefSeq, a predicted model, not a curated record
UUUUUGUAUCAUGAACCUCUUUGCCCCUCCGGAGAAGUCCCUGGACCCCUCCUCAUACUAGCAUUUUUAAGAACAUGAAGGAUUACCAAAGAACUCAAUUAUAUGGAAACACGGUUAACAGCAUGAAACAAAUUAGUGAUAAAAUUAUCUAUAUGUUCUUUAAAAUUAAUGCACCAAAUAGUAAGACCUAGGGACAGGCCCAGUAACUGGUAGAGUUUCAAAGUUGUUAUAAGCAUGAAUGACUCUUGACAAUGUUUGCCUGGCUGUGAUGUGGUGUGAAAACAUCUGUAAUUUCUAUUGGUGACUAAGUCCUGUGGCUUAUGCCACAUUGGUUUGUUGCUUCCAUUUACAAUGGAAGGAAAUGCCAAAUUUCUCUUAGAGGCUAGUAAGCAUUAAAAUACUUUUUUCCUGGACCACUUGGGAAGGAGUCCAAGAACCUCAGGCUCAAAAACGCCCCUGCAUCUUCUUGCCUCGCCAAUCUUUUAUGAGAUUGUGUCGUCUGUGUACCACCUUGUGAAUGUUCCUUCAGAGGACAUGUGGCAGAGCGUUCCAAGCACUGACCGGGAGCCCAGGGCUCUGGACUGGGAUCUGCUGCCCACCAGCCCUUGAGCAGUCGUUUCAAGGCUCUUAGCUUCAGCCUCCUCAUUCUUCACAGAAGUGGUUAAGUCUGAACUGCGUGUGAGAAAGUAACUUGGAAAAUGUAGUUUAACUAUAAAUGUCUAAAAGGAAGCCUGCUUUUCGUGGGGACAGACCAUGUACGGGAUCCUGAGUUAGGUGAUUGUACAUAUUGUCAUCUUAUUGGUCCCAAAACCCUGUAAGUGAGAAAUGAUUGCCCUCACUUUUCAGAUAAGAAAAGACACAGUAUUCUGAGAACACUAGUUCCCAAAGAGUUUUCACUUAGAGCACAAUGUAUAUAACAAGGGAGCAUUGGUAGUGGUUAAGAGCAUGGGCUCCGGGGUCUCUCUGCCAGACCCCCCAUCCUAGCAUCACCACUUAUUAGCUGGGUGACCUUGGGCAAGUUGCUUCAACUCUGGACCUCCAUUUCCUCGUACAAAAAUACAGGUCCCAGGUGGUGACCAGAGGCAGCUACUCCGUUGCAAGAUGGCGGUGUUGACACCAGCUCAGAGGCCAUGGAGUACCCAGUUCCAGCCAGUGAAGCCUCUGCUCAAGCACGAAUCUCUGGGAUCCCAGGCCUCCGCAGAUAGAGUUCUCCAGGUUCCUGGGCUGGCCCCGGGAGGGCGCUGCCGACGGGACGCAGUGGUGGCUGCCAGGCUGCCCUCAGAGGCCCAGGGCCUGCUGAAAACGGAAGAUGUGGCCCUGGCUUUCUCCCCUGCAUGGACACAGCUGGAUUCACCUCGGGGGAGCUUCCACAGAGAUGAGAGGCAGGAGAACUGUGGCGGCCUGACCCCCCUGGGUGGUAACAUGCAGGCCGGGAUCACGGACCUGCCCCCAGAUGAGCAACAUCCAAGACAAGAGCCUGGGGAAGUACCGUGCCACUUGCGUGAAGACGUUGCCCAGACUCCUGCCUGUCUAGAAGCUGGUGAACAGGAGGGCAGGUUACCAAGAAAGCAGAAAAAUGCCACGGGAAGUAGGCGGCACUAUUGUCAUGAAUGUGGAAAGAGUUUUGCUCAGAGUUCGGGCCUGACUAAACACAGGAGAAUCCACACUGGUGAGAAACCCUAUGAAUGUGAAGACUGUGGCAAGACCUUCAUCGGGAGCUCUGCCCUUGUCAUCCAUCAGAGAGUCCACACUGGGGAGAAACCCUAUGAGUGUGAAGAAUGUGGCAAGGCCUUCAGUCACAGCUCAGACCUUAUCAAACACCAGAGAACCCACACUGGGGAGAAGCCCUAUGAGUGUGAGGACUGUGGGAAGACCUUCAGCCAGAGCUGCAGCCUCCUAGAACAUCACAAAAUCCACACGGGGGAGAAACCGUACCAGUGCAGCAUGUGUGGUAAAGCUUUCAGGCGGAAUUCACACCUCCUGAGACACCAGAGGAUCCAUGGCGAUAGAAACGUGCAGGAUCCCGGACGUGGAGAGCUCUGGGAGAGCCAGGGGAGGGCGGAAGGCCAGUGGGGAAACGUCGAGGCCCCCCUGUCUUACAAAUGUAACGAGUGUGAGAGAAGUUUCACUCGGAACAGAAGCCUUAUCGAACACCAAAAAAUCCACACUGGUGAGAAACCCUAUCAGUGCGAAACCUGUGGAAAAGGCUUCACCCGGACUUCAUACCUUGUUCAACAUCAGAGAAGCCACGUCGGAAAAAAAGUCCUAUCGCAGUGACCCACGUCCUAUGUGGCAGAGUUCGUGCUCGUUCCUCAUUGAACCGAAGCCACCCGCAGCCCUUCCUGACCACAGAAACUGGGCUGGGCUUUACUGACCAUUCCCAUCACCUUGUGUUAGAAGACGCGGAGUCUGGCUGAGAUGGAUUCUCUUCUACGUUCUGGAGGGUGGCUGAGGAACAGCUUAUUUGAUAGGAGGUUACAGGAGAGUUGUCUGGAAGGGGUAGGACCUGAAAUGUUUACUCUCACCUACUGGACUGAAACGGGCUUCCAGACUGGCUCACCACCGCCGGCCAGCACUUUAUGAUGUCUCGUGGGCAGAAGGCUCUGCCUAUAAAGAAUCCUCCAUCAGCUGGUCCGAUCCGUGACAUCUUACUUACACUGCCCACUGUGCCUGACCCUGUAGCUCUGGAUAUGACAUCAUCUAGACUUCUGAGGAGCUUCUCACCAUAGCCUUUUGAGCUUGUGUCUAAUUCUGAGGCUCUAGAUUCUGAGUUAAUCUAGCACAUUUUUUGCAGAUCACAUAAGAUUGGCAGGUUGGGGGUGAGGUUACUGUGAUAGAAAGAAUUCAGAUUUCUUGACCAGACUAGGCAUUCCAAUGUGAAUACCUUAGGUUCUUCAUCAUGAAAUCACUGUAAAGGUAUGCCAGGCAUGGAAUGCCAUUCUUUAAUAUUACUACUCUCUGCAGAGAAAAGAUUCCUACGCAGACAGUGUGAAAAUUAAUCAAAUCAGAAUAAAAUGAUAAAUUUGCUAAUG